CCAGAAUGUACCACACCGGACAAUCAAGAAGGCAGGUGCCUUGACUACAGAAAAUGUAAACCUCUGCAAGAAAUAUGGCAGAUACAGUACCGUACAGCCACCGAUUUUUAUAGACGAUCAGUGUGCAGAUACCAGGGCAAUGUUACGAUCGUUUGCUGUCCGAACGAUCCAAACAAAGAGAAGAGAGAAAUUUUAAUAAAAACUGUGUAUAAGUAUAAGGCUUUGCGACCACCAUACUGUGGUUUUAGCAACGUCUCUCAUACCAGGGUGGUCGAUGGUAAACCAGCUGAACUUGGUACGUUUUAUGUCUUUCUUUCCGAUUAAUAAUAAGCCAUUUACUGCAAAGAAUGAACUUUAAAGGCAUUAAACAGCACAUCAAUGUACAUUUCAAUUAGACUAAAUAAUAAUGCUAUGAUUUUAUCGGUAGUAACUUUACUUAUUAACUUGAAUUAUUUCUUUCUUUUACUUCAUGUUAGGAAGAGUAUCUUUUUGCUUGAAAUAAAAAAUUGAUAUAGGAGUAAUAAUAUGGAUAGAGAUCAAAAACUGUUAGGGCAGAAAUUACACGUUUGAACUUUAUAGUUCAGUAUAGUUCAAAUAGAAAUUAUAUAGAAUUAUUUAAUAAUUUGUAUUCCACUGGAAUAAAAAUUUAAUUUCUGUCUUUAUCAAAUCUCUAUUUCAGAGUAUUUGUACGUAUGUACUUAUCGUCUGCUGUAUGAUCGAAUAUCGAAUAGGCGCUUGGCCAUGGAUCGCUGCAUUAGGUUUUCGUAAUCCCCGAAACCCAGACAAACCACUAUGGAAGUGCGGAGGUUCCCUGAUAUCGGCUAGGCAUGUUUUGACCGCAGCACAUUGUGCACAUAUGGAUGGAAUAGAAAACAUACACAAUCAUAAUAUUGCCAUUCUUAGAUUGGUGGAGGAGGUGCCAUUUUCGAGGUACGUAUAUCCCAUUUGUACGAAAGAGCCCCUACGAAAGAGCAACUUCGUCGGCUAUAACCCCCUUGUUGCUGGAUGGGGAGCAUUAAGAUAUAGACGACCACGACGUAAUGCAUUAAUGGAAGUACAAAUGCCAGUGAUUAAGAACGCCGAAUGCAAAAUAGCUUAUUCCAAAUUUCCCAAUGCACCUGAUAUCACUGAUGGUAUAAUAUGCGCCGAACAUGCUCAGGGUGGAGAGGAUUCUUGUACGGCUGACCGCGGCGGACCACUGCUGAUACAACAUGAAUUAACCUCGUAUUUAAUAGGAAAACAGUGCAGGAUGCUGUGAUUCGUUUCUUGUGGUCGGAGGUUAUGUUUGAUGCCUAUAUUUAUCAAAGAUUUAAUGCACAUUAUGGAGAAAGUGUUUUGUCACGAAGUGUGUUUGAAUGGGCACAAAAGUUCAAAGAAGAUCGCACAAGUGUUAUGAAAAAACAGCUGGACGCCCGUCCACAUCCACGAUGACAACAUUGAACGUGCUCAUGAACUUAUGCUCUAUGGAAUAGACGAGUGACACUGGAUAAUGUGGCAAAUCAUUUGCAAAUCAGCCACGGCUCUGCUUAUGCAAUAGUGCACGACAGAUUUGGAUUUUAAAAAGUUUGUGCGAGAUGGAUGCCGAAAAAGCUGAUGAAAAGGUGAAGACGACGAUGCAUUCGUGGUUCGCAGCUCAGCCCAAAACAUUUUUUAAUGAGAAAAUACAAAGGUCCUUCGGCAAAUGGACAAAGUGUAUACAGAAAUCGAGUGAUUAUGUCAAAAAAUGAUGUAUGUCUUUUUUGACAAUUGCUUAAAAUAAAUUCUACACCGACAGAGCGGCUAACUUUUUACUCACCCUCGCUGUUAAUCUAGAGGCUGGAGUACAAAGAAGUGGCACAAUGAUGUGGGCUGAUGACAUUUAUAAUUAUCAAGGAAUCACCCCUACAUUCGCUCAGAAUUUUAAUGAAACUGUCCCUUGGGAAGGAAGAACUGAUACCUUGAUAUCACGGUUUGUACAUCCUAUAUAUACGACAAAUUUUAGAACAUUAUAUAACGAAGAACCAGAUCGUCGUGGCCAUGUGAUGUGAAUAAAAGGACUUGAAUUUGAUGAUAUUUUUAUAAUGUUAGAUAACAUAACUAAGUAUCUUCACAGUAAGAUAGGAUGACAUGGUUUACAUGAUCUUAAUGUUGUUCACUCGAGUGAUGAUAUUAUAA
Molecule: messenger RNA, 2154 nt
Organism: Bombus huntii
Lineage: Eukaryota; Metazoa; Arthropoda; Insecta; Hymenoptera; Apidae
Product: venom serine protease Bi-VSP-like
Exons: 8
Coding region: 713-1258 (181 amino acids)
Biological process (GO): proteolysis
Molecular function (GO): serine-type endopeptidase activity
Source: RefSeq, a predicted model, not a curated record